AUGAGGAUCGUUAAAUGUAAGGCGUGCGCGCAGCAGAAAGCUCGAACAAUAGAGCGCUGCUUCCUUCCAGCUGCCCGCUUCGCCUCGACCAGACCCCUUGCAAGAUGGACAAACUCCUCCGGACACCCGUCUGUGGGAGGACCCCGGCGCAGCAAUGGCCCGCCCAGCCGGCACGGCUCGGGGAGGCCGGACAUCGGGGUGCUGCCUCUCUCCCUGAUGCCGGCCAUGGUCCUCCUCCUCCUCGGCCCCACCGGCACCACCUCCGAGCCCGCACUGUUGCCAUUCCCAGAAAUACGUCUUGCCAACGGACCCAGCCGGUGUCAGGGGCGAGUGGAGAUCCUCUACAAUGGUUCCUGGGGGACGGUCUGCGACGACGACUGGGACAUCGUGGAUGCCAACGUGGUGUGUCGCCAGCUGGGCUGCGGCCAUGCCAUCACCCUCCCGGCCGCCAUGACCUUCGGCCAAGGGAGCGGACCCAUCUUCCUGGACAACGUGGACUGCAAGGGCCGGGAAGAAGCCUUGAGUGAGUGCUGGAGCCACGGCUGGGGCAUCCACAACUGCUACCACUACGAGGACGUGGCUGUCGUAUGCAACGAGUUCUCGCCCACGCAAGCCAGCGAAGGACCGACGAGCAGGACCCUCACAGCCCCGGUACAGGAUGGGGAAAGUGACGGCAGCAUCCGUCUGGUGAGCGGGACCGACACCUGCAAAGGCCGGGUGGAAAUCUUCUAUCACGGGAACUGGGGCACCGUCUGUGACGACGACUGGGACCUUAGCGAUGCCAGCGUGGUGUGCAAGCAGGUGGGCUGCGGCCAAGCCCUGGAUUACAAGAGCAAUGCCUAUUUUGGUUACGGCACGGGGCGCAUCCUCCUGGACAACGUCAACUGCGACGGCAGCGAGCCCUUCCUCUCCGCCUGCUCCAGCCUCGGCUGGGGCAUCCAUAACUGCGGCCACCACGAGGAUGCUGGGGUCAUCUGCACAGGGCCGGACACAUCCACCGUCACAUCCUUCACCCCCUCGGUGGCCCUGGAUUACGAAGAGCCGCUCACUGCCACGGCCACAGUGACAGACGGCCAGGACCAGCCCUCCCAGGCCACCGAGGUGGUCACCACUGGCCUCCUUACUGUCGAGCAGGCAA
This is a messenger RNA of Cariama cristata (Red-legged seriema), 1138 nucleotides long. RefSeq names its product scavenger receptor cysteine-rich domain-containing group B protein-like. The record is from RefSeq and is a predicted model, not a curated record. The annotation marks the transcript as partial. Gene Ontology annotation, cellular component: membrane. The transcript is spliced from 9 exons. NCBI's taxonomy places the organism in Eukaryota, Metazoa, Chordata, Aves, Cariamiformes, Cariamidae.